CACUUGGUUUGAGACUGGGACUGAGCAGUCUUGUGGCAUCGUGUGUUACGCUGUGAACUCUGAGGACUUCAAAGGCUCUAGCGAGGACCCCAGGACACCCCGGAACCCCGGCAUGGAGUCAGUAACCUUUAAGGAUGUGGCCUUGAACUUCACUCUGGAGGAGUGGGCUCUUUUGAGUCCUUUGCAAAAGAAGCUGUACAGAGACGUAAUGAAGGAAACCCUGAGGAACCUGGUUGCCAUAGAACAAAAAUGUGAAGACCCAAACAUUGAAGAUGAAUGCCAAAAGCCCAGGAAAAAUCUAAGAAGUCAAGUUAUAGGCAAACUCUGUGAAUAUAACAAAGACAGUCAAUAUGGUGAAAACUUCGAUCAGACACCAGAGCAUGUUUUAAAAAAGAGAACUUCCCCUGGAGUUUUACCAUCUGAAAGCUGUUUUUUUGGAGAGGUCCAUGUUUGUCUUUCAUCCUGCAGAGUGCCCCUCAGAGGUCACACUGUAUUCAAACGUUAUGAAAAUCAAGAAUAUGGAGUGAGGCUUUAUCAUCAUAAGGAAAGUGGGAAAGCCUUCAUUUAUCCCCAAGGAUUUCAGAAAGUUGAAAGGACUCAAACUAGAGAGGAGCCUUAUGAAUGUAAACAAGAUGGGAAUGACUUUACUUGUUCCACUUUACUUCAAAGACAUAAAAGAAUUCACAGUGGAAAGAAAUGCCAGGUAUGUAAGCAUUGUGGGAGAAUCUGUAGAAGUUCCAGUACCCUUCAAAUACAUGAAAGAAUUCACAAUGGAGAGAAACCCUACAUCUGUAAGCAUUGUGGGAAAACCUUCAGUCGUUUAAAUGGCCUUCAGGCACAUGAAAGAAUUCACACUGGAGAGAAACCCUAUGUGUGCAAGCAAUGUGAGAAAGCUUUCUCUCAUCACAGUUCUUUUAGAUACCAUGAAAAGUUUCCCUGUGGCAAGAAACCCUAUGUGUGUAACCACUGUGGAAAAGCUUUUGUUUGUUCUGGUGCCUUUCGAAUACAUGAAAGGAUUCACACUGGAGAGAAGCUUUAUCCAUGUAUAGAAUGUGAAAAAGUUUUUCUUUCUUACAAUGCCCUUCAACAACAUAAGAAAAUUCAUUCUGAGGAAAAACCAUAUGUAUGUAAGCAAUGUGGGAAAGGCUUCCUUUGGGAAAGUAGUCUUAAAAAACAUAUAAAACUUCACUCUGGAGAGAAAUUAUAUGAGUGUAAACAAUGUGGUAAAGCCUUCCUUUGGAAAACUAGUCUUCAAAGACAUAUAAGACUUCACUCUGGAAAGAAAUCAUAUGAGUGUAAACAAUGUGGUAAAGCCUUCCUUUGGAACACUUCUUUUCAUAAACAUAAAAGAAUUCACAGUGAAGAGAAACCAUAUGAAUGUAAACAAUGUGGGAAAUCCUUCAUUUGGGAAAGUUCUUUUCAUAGACAUAAAAGAGUACACAGUGAAGAGAAACCAUAUGAGUGUAAACAGUGUGGGAAAUCCUUCCUUUGGGAACGUGGUUUUCAUAAACAUACAAAAGUUCACACUAAAGAGAGACCAUAUAAGUGUAAGCAGUGUGGGAAGGCCUUCCGUUGGAAAAAAAAUUUUCAAAGACAUAAAAAAGUUCACAGUGGUGAGAAACCAUAUGAAUGUAAACAAUGUGGGAAAGCCUUCUUUUGGGAAAAGACUUUUGAAAGACAUAAAAAGGUGCACAGUGGGGAGAAACCAUAGGGAGUAAGCAAUGUGGGAAACUUUCCUAGUCACUUGAGAAACCAUGAAAAAACUCACAAUGGAAACUACUUCAUUGGAAGCAGUUUGGAAAAUCAUAUAUAUUACCCAUUUCCCUAACACAUGUUAAAACUCAAUAGAAACCAUUUGUGUGUUUACCAUGUGGGAAAGUUUGCAAUUGUUACACUUGCUUUCACAGACACAGAAGAACUCAAUAGCUGAGAGCAACCCUAAAUAUAGAAUGUGAGAAGGCUUCAUUUUCAGAUGACUUUUCUAGCAUUCGUGAGGCUGCACAAGAGAGGACUUCUGUUAGUGCAAAGCAUAUGGAAAUGUCUUUAGUCAUUGUGCUUGAGUCACAAUUGUAACAUGGUAUGGAGGAAAACUUUGACUAGAUAUGUGUCAGAGCCUUUAUUUGGCACAUGUGUGAAUGCACACUGGAUUAAUACUUUCUGAUUGUGAAAAAAGGUUGUCAGUUGUAAAAACAUUAAAGUCAUGAAAAUUCCUGAUGCAGUAGAGUCCUAUAAAAGUAAUACAAAGAAUUGUAUGCAAAGUAAUUAGUGUAGCAUGCUCUAGAAAGCACACUAUCUGAAUGAAAUUUGCUGAAAAUCUCAUGUACAUAUAAAAUCAUACCCCACUUUUAAUAUAGAUCUAUCAUGUAUGUGUUUCACUUCUGUGUGUAUGUGUAUGCUUCCAGAUAAUCAUUUAUCUGAGCAGUGUGGUGCUUGCCUGUAGUCCUGCUGCUAGGGAAAGUAAGGUGGGAGAUCAGUUGAGCUCACUAGUUGGAUACAGAAUUCAAACUUGAUAAAAGUAGUAAAAUAAAUUUAAGGGCAUAUACUCUUAUUAAGUUUUGUUAAAGAAAAAACCAAA
Messenger RNA from Fukomys damarensis (Damara mole-rat), 2575 nucleotides. RefSeq names its product zinc finger protein 791-like. Bases 113 to 1711 code for a protein of 532 amino acids. Gene Ontology annotation, biological process: regulation of DNA-templated transcription. The record is from RefSeq and is a predicted model, not a curated record. The transcript is spliced from 4 exons. NCBI's taxonomy places the organism in Eukaryota, Metazoa, Chordata, Mammalia, Rodentia, Bathyergidae.